UAUGGUGGAAGACCGAGGAGCCUCGUCUCCGGGUCCCAUUAUCCUCUCUCCUGCCGAGAGGAGCUCCCGCUGAAGGAAGACCUCCCGACCUCACUCCCACUCCCGCCAUGCCGCUAAUCCAAUGCUCCCCGCGCGUCCUCCUCCUCCGCCGCCAACGCUUCACGCCGCACCACCCAUUCCCCGCUUCCACCUUCGCCCUCCCCGUCCGCCGCUCCACCGCCCUCCGGGCCGAGCCGGAGCCCCAGCCGCCGCCGGACACCUACGACGACAGCGGGGACGGCCCCGUGGAAAUCCGCGCCCCGACGCUGUUCUCCGUCGACGACAACCCCACCCCGCUGCAGGUCGCCACGAGCGUCAUGCUCACGGGUGCCAUCUCCGUCUUCCUCUUCCGCUCCCUCCGCCGCCGCGCUCGCCGCGCCAAGGAGCUCAGGGUGCGGUCCGGCGGGAUGGAGAAGCCCAGGAACCUGAGCGAGGAGGCCCUGGAAGCGCUGAGGAUGGUGAGCACCUCGCCGGUGGAGACUAAUAAGCCGCCGUCGCCCGUGCAGGCGCUGCUCGGGGGAAUCGCGGCUGGGGUCAUCGCGCUAUUCCUGUACAAGUUCGCCACCACCGUCGAGGCCUCGCUCAACCGGCAGACCAUCUCCGACAAUUUCUCGGUUCGCCAGAUAACAGUAACAAUAAGAACAAUUAUAAAUGGGCUGUGCUACCUAGCAACAUUUGUGUUUGGAAUCAACGGAGUGGGAUUGAUACUCUAUUCCCUCCAGCUUACUUUUAACUCUCUCAUGGACGAUGAGACUAGCAGCUCAUCCGUAGAGAAAAUCAGCGAGCAGUCCAGCACAAUGGCUUCAUCUAGUAGCUCCACAAGUGACAGCAUAUCGGACAGUAGUGACUUGCAGCAGAUAUCGGACAAGAAUAAAAACUCAUCGGAAUAGCUGAGUCGAUGCAAUGCAGUUGCCAAAAUUCAAGAGUAGAUACAUAAUAGGAUAAUCCUCGUGAGGAGCCAUUAUUCUCAUCUUAGGCUCUACUGUCGUUUUGGAGUGCAAAUACUAUGCUAAUGAAAUUUCAAUUAGGCUAGUAGUAAAAUGUGGUGAAACAUUUUGGAUUGAACUGCAAAAAUACAUUUGGUACCACAAUGAAUAGCCAUCGGCCCAAAAUUCUCGGCAGAAACUAUUGUUCUACGGUUUGAACAAUGUUAAUCGCAUUUCCUCA
Messenger RNA from Aegilops tauschii subsp. strangulata, 1206 nucleotides. RefSeq lists its product as uncharacterized. Gene Ontology annotation, cellular component: chloroplast thylakoid membrane. Lineage: Eukaryota; Viridiplantae; Streptophyta; Magnoliopsida; Poales; Poaceae. The record is from RefSeq and is a predicted model, not a curated record.